AUGAUGCCCCUAUUCGACAUUGCUUACUUUGUACAGCGAGAUAGACAGGCUGCUGCUGCUGCCACCCCUGGUCGCGAGCCUCCUCCGGUUCCACCUCGCGCUCCUCGAACCUCGCAGUCGUUGGAAGACCAACAGCCGUCCACCGCUCGCGAGCAGUACUAUCAACUGCAUAGAGACCCCGUUCAGCGACCUUGGUACUAUCGAAAGCGCAUGCUGCCGUUUGCCAUUGCCAUGACCAUCUUCUCGACGCUGCUGAGCUGCGUCAUGCUGGCGGUGACACUGACCCGAAAGUCGUUCCUCAUGACAAAGGCUCAUCCCACAGAGACCAUCACACAGUCGGCGCUGACCUUGUCCUCAUUUUCAACAACCUUUCCACAAGAGAAUCCAAGCUUGAUGACUGCGGUGGACAGCUCUUCAGUGCCGCUUCCCACGACGGUGAGUGGACUGCCAUCCAUGACUACCGAUACAACAUCUGCGGCUUCGCCUUCUGCAAGUCCAGCUGUUCCGAUCCUCUCGUCUUCAGAUCUCGCCUCGGUGUAUAUUGACCGGCGUGAUAGUAGGGAUAGCUGGGAGAUUCUAAUAUGGCAGGACGGAGCGGGAUCUCUGGUUUACAUGGAAGGGGAUUCUGAGCGAAAGGGCCUUGGACGGAUUCGAGAUGUGCUUCAAGGCGCUCUGGCGGCUAAAGAUGGGACUCCCAUGGCCGCCGUGGUGGAUGAUACCGAUAGUGCUCACUUGUUCUAUCUUGACGAGAACAAUGUGGUUUCCCAUAUCUUCAUGACCUCAGGCGGCAGCUGGAAAGUCGGGGGUCUGUCCACUGGAACCAAUCGUAUGACUGCACACGGCAAAUCGAAGCUCUCGGCGGCGUUCCACCAGGGUGAGCAUGAGACCCACGUGGUGGUGCUUUCGUACCAGGAUCCAGACGAAAAGUUGCAACUCGCAAUGUCAGAGGAUGCCAGGAAGGGCGACUGGUAUAUCGUCGAAUUUGACUCCUUCUCAGGACGCCACGGGGUUGGAGAUUGGGAGGGGGUUGGCCACGCUAUUGCAGGGGAUUGGCAGAAUAAGAAACAAGAACCUGAUGGAUCGUUUAACGGGCUCUUGAUGGCUGUGGAGAAUGAAGGGGAGAUUAUGCCCUGGGAGUGCUCAGUGGACUUUCAUGCUUCGUCAACGAAACAGGUUGAGUGCCAUGUACUGGACAAGACUUUUCUUGAUACUAACGGAGAGGGAAUAUCUCUAUCUUCUCGGACAAACCAACUUGGUUGGGUACGAACCGGCCACGGCCAAGGCAAAGCACCGGCGCAGACGCUGCCGUACGAGUAUGCGUUCCUAUACCUAGACUCACAAGGAAGUAUACACGAGAACCGUGUGGGAGUUGACGUCGAAAGGGUUGCGGGAGAUGGGUUUCAUGGCGAUAUGGGCUUUGAAAGUCUUGCAACGAAUGGGAACAAGACGGUGUAUGCGAAAUCUGGGAGCAGUGUUGUGGUGUUUCGGCUGGAUGAUGAUGGGUGGCGGUGGAGGCUCGAUGGAAUUGUCAACACGACCAUAUCUGAGACUGACUCAUCGAGUUGA
This is a messenger RNA of Trichoderma reesei QM6a, 1566 nucleotides long. RefSeq lists its product as uncharacterized. The transcript has 2 exons. The coding region runs from base 1 to 1566 and encodes 521 amino acids. The record is from RefSeq and is a predicted model, not a curated record. Lineage: Eukaryota; Fungi; Ascomycota; Sordariomycetes; Hypocreales; Hypocreaceae.